GGCGGAGACAAAGGCUCGGGAUCGCCGUCGCCACAGCACCGCUGGUCGCCUGGUAACCGCCCGCGGCCGCUUUGUCCAGGGGGCGGCUCCCAGCCGGCCGGGGUGGAGCUGAGGUCCCUGCGGGCUAUCGCCCGCCCGGCGGCUCGCCGCGUCCCGAAGCCGGCUCUCGCCCCCACUCCAGUUCCUAUGCGGGUGGCGGCGCUCCCGGCAGCGUGGCCCGUGGCGGGCGGUUCCUCUGGGCGGCGGGUCGCGUCCCUGCGAGCGCGCCUCGGCGCUGCCCCGGAGCGCCAUGAGCUCGGAGCCGCCCCGCGCCUCGCUGCUCCGCGCCCUGUUUAAGAUGGAGCCGGCGGCGGCCGCCUCCGAAGUGCUGGGGGGAGCCUCCGAGUUCGUGAAAGAUCGCCUCUACUUCGCUACUUUGCGGAAUAAGCCCAAAAGUACGGCGAACACCCACUACUUCUGUACUGACGACGAACUGGUCUAUGAGAAUUUCUAUGCAGAUUUUGGACCUUUAAAUUUGGCGAUGUUAUACAGAUAUUGCUGUAAACUUAAUAAGAAAUUAAAGUAUUUCAGUCUGUCAAGAAAGAAGAUAGUUUUCUAUACCAGUUUUGACCAGCGGAAACGAGCAAAUGCAGCUUUUUUAAUAGGUGCAUAUGCUGUAAUAUACUUGAAGAAAACACCAGAAGAAGCAUACAGGACACUUCUGUCUGGAUCGAAUCCACCAUAUAUUCCAUUUAGGGAUGCUUCAUUUGGGAACUGCACCUACAAUCUCACCAUCUUGGACUGUUUACAGGGAAUAAAUAAGGCCUUACAGCAUGGAUUUUUUGACUUUAAGACUUUUGAUGUGGAUGAAUAUGAACACUAUGAGCGAGUAGAAAAUGGUGAUUUCAACUGGAUUAUUCCAGGAAAAUUUCUGGCAUUUAGUGGACCUCACCCAAAGAGCAAAUUUGAAAAUGGUUAUCCUCUUCAUGCACCUGAAGCCUACUUUCCCUAUUUCAGGAAACAUAAUGUCACAUCAAUUAUAAGACUAAACAAAAAAAUUUAUGAGGCAAAACGCUUUACUGAUGCUGGUUUUGAACAUUAUGACCUGUUCUUCAUAGAUGGAAGCACACCAAGUGACAGUAUAGUUCAGAGGUUCCUGAACAUCUGUGAAAAUGCUAAUGGUGCUAUUGCUGUACAUUGUAAAGCUGGCCUGGGAAGAACAGGAACACUGAUUGCCUGUUACAUAAUGAAACACUACAGGUUCACACAUGCUGAAGCCAUUGCUUGGAUAAGAAUAUGUCGACCAGGCUCUAUUAUAGGACCUCAACAACACUUCUUGGAAGAGAAGCAAGCAAUGUUAUGGCUGGAGGGAGAUCUCAUACAAUCGAAACAGAAACAGCGAGUAGUUGAUGGAAACAUUAACAGAGUUCUCUGCGGUUUGAAUGAUAUGUCAAUCAGUGACAGCCUGAAUAAAGUGCAAGACUUGGAUCAGUAUGGGGAGUAUGAUUUUGAAGACAAAGAAGGUGUGGAAACUAAGGAUGGCCUGACACAGGGAGAUAAGCUUCAUGCCUUAAAAAGUCGGAGACGGCCAUGUUCUACAACUGGAGCUCUGAGGCUGCAAGAAAUGAAACUGCACACCAGGUCCAUAUCGCAACCUUUCAGACUGAAUACUGCAGGCAGCACGGAAGGAUCUGUAUCUCCAUUGAAAGCCUCAAAAAUCAUGACAGUUAAUUCAUCGUCUGCAGAAAGAAUAAGCAGAAUUACUUCAUCCUCAGGCUCAAAUCUUAAAAGCGUUUCUAUAAACUCCAGAUUAGCCAGUUCUCUAGGGAACCUGUAUGCUGCUUCAGAUGAUGAGAGCAAAAUGACAUCACUGUCCUCUAGGACAGGUUUUUCUGUAAGCCAAAUCUCCAGCCACUUGAAUGGCAGCUUGCAGCUGCCUCGCAGAAAUAACCAUGAACUGAACAACAACUUGUACAACAGAAGCAGCAAUAAUGGCAACAACCUGAGCAGCCAAACCAGUUUUCACAGCACCGUGACAGAUGAGUAUGCAUCAAGUCUCCUUUAUGGGCCUUACAGCUCUUCCAGCACAAUACCAGAGUCGAUCAAUUCCUGUUUUGCUAUGGAUGCCAGAGACCAUUUCUACAAUGACAAGUUAGUUAUAGUGGAAAAACAGAGAAGACAUCUAAGGUUCUGAGUUCUUAGGACUCAUGUUGGUCUCCAGUAGUUUUCUCUAAUCCUACUGAUUUUAUGCAGUUUGAAAAUAUAAGGGUGGGAUGUAGAGUGUGGAUGAGUUACGUUUAUUAUUACCUAUUUGUUUAUAACCGUGCCAGUAGAAUGAAGAGCUCUCAAAUAAGAUUUUAUGAUCAUCACAACAACUUCCUGACCACAUUUGUAUAGGAGGUAAUAAAACAUUUGGAUGUCAUGUGAACCGAUUACUGAUUUAGUAAGAAAACUUUAAUAGAACCAGUAAUGCAAAUAAAUAUAGUAGGCUUGUGGUGCUGUAAUGUUUUUCCCCUUGGUAAUUAGCUACACAGCAUGAAUUUCAUAUGUCACUGUGUGAACCAACACCCAGACCAACACCUCGGUCUUCCACAGUAGCACUUUAAUUCCCAUUUGGGAUAAAUGGAAGCAACUCAAUUCUCAUAGCUGCAAUCAUACAUUUUCCCAAUACGCCUUUAAGGUAUUGUCUUAAGGUGUAAUAUUAUAGAUUUUUUAGUAUUCUUUCCAAGGAACUCUAUAAUUUGGUUUGGAGAAGUGUAGAUACAGAGAAAUUGAUGGAUUUUUAGCAUCCAAUUUUUGAGUUCCUAGCAUUUUUUUUUACCUAAAUCAGAAUGCAGAAAUUCAGAUUUCCUUCCAACUGUUCUUUUUUUUUUCCUCCUUACUGUCAUUCCAUUCUUCCCUAUCUUGAAGUGCAAAAUACAUAUUAAAUACAAGUAUUACCUCAAUGAGUUUUAAUCAGUUUUUCUUCUCUGCACAGUCCCUUCAGUCUGAAUAUGUUCAGUACUAAAGCUUUGCUGCUUUGGUGAAACCUGCUGAGUUCUUACCGUGGAAAUCCUUCAUGAAGAAGAAUUUAAGGAAAGAAGCUGCUCAUGCCGUUGAGGAGUUUUCAAUAAAAGUUGUAUUAAAACCAUAACACCAAGGAACAACUUCUCAACAGACAGAAAUUUCUUAUUCAUGACUACUGCAGAUGCACUGAAGUUGUUUUAUGGAAAUUAUUCCUCCAUAUUAUAUACAGAUCUAAAUUUUUAAUGUUGAAACUACUUGAAUAUAUUUCUAAUUAAUUUCAUUAUGACUUUAUUAACUUGUGUACAGUCUUAAAAUGUAUUGAGAGAAUAUUUUAUUAAGCAAUAUAUAUAAGAAUUAUGUAAAAAUUAGAAUGUUUUAAUUUAGUUGUUCACUUUGCUACCAAAAUGUGUAUUUUAAAGAAUUUUUACAUGUUUAUCAAAGAUAUUAUUUUUUUAAUGAACAAGAGGUUUUUCUUGUUUUAUGGGUCCAUUAUUGCUUAAAGGCUAAUGUAAUUACCUCUUUCGCUGAUUGGUCUUCUGAUAACUUGGUGGAAGUCUAACUAAUGAGACUAGUUAUUAUGCUAUCAACUGAAAGCACUUGGAUACAUAGUCUGCUUUCCACAUUCAGCUGCUGAUGUUUCAUGAGGAGAUGCUAUGAAAGAAAAAUGAGUUACAUUGCAACCUUCAUCAUCACUGCAAAAAGAAAGUAACUUAGCUGAUUAUUCAGUUAAUUAAUACUUUUUCAUUUUACUUUAAAGAAUUGUUUUAACUUUGAAACGUAGAAUGUUAAAUUAUGCUAUGCAAUGUCAACUGCAAAAAUGAAGACAGACAAAGCAUACUGACAAAGUAAGAAUGUUUGUAUUUGGCUGUGCUGCACACUUGCAUUUUGCAAGUUUCAGUAGCAAAGCACACCGAAGUGAAUGUUUGGAAGUAUACUGAAUUGUCACUUAGUGACUGGAUGUUCUAUGAACCUUUGAAUUUGAAAACUAUUGUCAGAUAUAUAGGUAGUUUAAACUGCUGUGUCACACAACGGUUUUGUUAGCAGUAAGGAUAUUCUUUAAUACAUUAGCUGCAAUUAGGAAUGAAUCUUUGAAUGAAAUGAUCUUACAGCGAAGUAUUACAGAUCAUGUAGAAGUUUUUCAGAAUUCCACAAAUGCGAUCACAGCAAAAAUAAUAAUAAUAAAAAAAAGCAUCUGUGAAAACUAGAAGACAAACACAAAACAGAUUUGUUAGCCAUGAGUUUUUCCUACAUCUACAGGAACAUGAAAAUAGAACUUAUUGAUUUGUCAGUCUUUGUUUCUGAAGACGUGAAUGAUCUGCGUUUGCCCUGCAACUGAAGUUGCCACCAAAUUGCUACAUAGUUAUACUGAAAGUGUUAAUGAGCAAUACUGAGAGCAGCUCUAGAAAUCACUGAAUAAAACUUACAUGCAAUACUGUACUUUUCCACAAUUGUGUAUAUGUAAAAUAUACACACACAAAGUAGCAUAUGUGUGUGCAUAUAUAUAUAUAUACAACAUACUAUAUAUGAAUUAUAGAUUAAUGGUAAGGUAAUUCUACCUCUUAUGAAAAAAAGUCAUGUGCUUUGUUAUAAAUUUCCUUUAAAAAAAAUUGUUUCAUUUUGGAAUGUAGAUAUAUGUACAUGUAUACAGCUAAUUGAUAAUAAAAUGCAUAUAUCAGCCAGC
This is a messenger RNA of Lagopus muta (rock ptarmigan), 4666 nucleotides long. RefSeq names its product cell division cycle 14A (gene CDC14A). The transcript is spliced from 16 exons. The coding region runs from base 290 to 2173 and encodes 627 amino acids. NCBI's taxonomy places the organism in Eukaryota, Metazoa, Chordata, Aves, Galliformes, Phasianidae. Gene Ontology annotation, cellular component: spindle pole; mitotic spindle; centrosome. Gene Ontology annotation, molecular function: protein serine/threonine phosphatase activity; protein tyrosine/serine/threonine phosphatase activity. The record is from RefSeq and is a predicted model, not a curated record. Gene Ontology annotation, biological process: cilium assembly; positive regulation of cytokinesis; microtubule cytoskeleton organization.